AUGGAGUACACACGCCUAGGCACCUCGGGUCUUAAGAUCUCCAAGGUGAUUCUUGGGGGCAUGUCCAUUGGCACGCCGGAAUGGCGAGAGUGGGUGGUCGGAGAGGACGCCGCCCUCCCCCUUCUCAAGCACGCCUACGACGUAGGCCUUAACACCUGGGACACGGCGGACGUAUACUCCAACGGCCUAUCCGAGGAAAUUAUCGGCAAGGCACUCAAAAAGUACAAUAUCCCGCGUAAUAAGGUGGUUAUUCUCAGCAAGUGUUAUUUUGGCGUCGCCGAGGAUGGCUCACAGCCAUAUGUUCUAUCGACUAAUGAUGGCGGCUGGACGAAUCAAGUUGGCCUAUCCAGAAAGCAUAUUCUAGAUGCCGUUGAUAAGAGUGUGGAGAGAUUGGGCACGUAUAUCGAUGUUUUGCAGAUUCAUCGACUGGAUCGAGAAACACCGAGGGAGGAGAUCAUGAGGGCUUUGAAUGAUGUGGUAGAGAGUGGAAAGGUUAGGUAUAUUGGUGCUAGUAGUAUGGCUGCCUGGGAGUUCCAGACUCUGCAAAACAUCGCAGAUAAGCACGGCUGGCACAAGUUCAUCUCCAUGCAAAAUUACCACAAUCUCAUAUACCGUGAGGAAGAGCGUGAGAUGAUCCCGUACUGUCAAGACACCGGCGUCGGACUCAUUCCCUGGUCGCCCAUUGCCCGUGGUGCCCUUGCGAGACCAUACUCGGACCGGUCGACCCUUCGUGAAAAGACCGAUCACUACCUCACUGAAGCGAUUCGGUCCACCGAGACAGAGACCGACAAGCUUAUCAUCAACCGAGUUGAAGAAAUCGCCAAGAAGUAUGAUGUCUCUAUGACGACUAUUGCAACUGCAUGGAGUUUAAGCAAGAAUGUCAAUCCCAUCGUUGGACUGAGUAGCACUGAGAGGGUUGAUCAGGUUGUGGAAAGCGUGAAAUUUGCAAGUUCAGGAAAGUUGACGCAAGAGGAUAUCACGUACUUGGAAGAAGGUUAUGCACCGAAGCGUACACAGGGGUAUUAA
Venustampulla echinocandica is the source of this 1026-nucleotide messenger RNA. RefSeq lists its product as uncharacterized. The transcript has 3 exons. The coding region runs from base 1 to 1026 and encodes 341 amino acids. NCBI's taxonomy places the organism in Eukaryota, Fungi, Ascomycota, Leotiomycetes, Helotiales, Pleuroascaceae. The record is from RefSeq and is a predicted model, not a curated record.